AAUGUGUGUCUAAAUGAAGUAGUUCCCACAAAAGCUGAAGUCCUUCUUAUUGUAUCAGCCGACAGGCCUGUGCGUGUGUACGCUGAUGGCAUCUUCGACAUGUUCCACUCAGGACAUGCCCGCGCUCUCAUGCAGGCUAAAUGCCUUUUCCCAAACACUCAUCUUAUUGUAGGUGUGUGUAGUGAUGGCCUCACACACAAGUUAAAGGGCUUCACCGUCAUGAACGAGGAUGAACGCUAUGACGCGAUCAGUCACUGUCGCUAUGUGGACGAGGUGGUCCGGAAUGCUCCGUGGACUCUCACGCCCGAGUUCCUCACCAAGCAUCGGAUUGACUUUGUGGCCCAUGAUGAUAUCCCAUACUGCUCAGCUGACAGUGAUGAUGUUUACAAGCACAUCAAAGAAGCAGGAAUGUUCGCACCAACCCAACGGACAGAGGGCAUUUCCACCUCUGACGUCAUCACGCGCAUCGUACGAGAUUAUGACGUCUACGUCAGACGGAAUCUUCAACGUGGCUACACCGCAAAAGAGCUUAAUGUCAGCUUCAUCAAUGAAAAGAAGUACAACCUUCAGGAGCGUGUGGACAAGGUGAAGAAGAAGGUGAAGGACGUGGAGGAGAAGAGUAAAGAGUUUGUGCAGAAGGUGGAGGAGAAGAGCAUCGACCUGAUCCAGAAAUGGGAAGAGAAGUCCCGCGAGUUCAUCGGCAACUUCUUGCAGAUGUUUGGACCGGAGGGAGCAUUGAAGCACAUGCUGAAGGAAGGAAAAGGGCGAAUGCUUCAGGCCAUCAGUCCGCGGCACAGCCCCAGCAGCAGUCCCACACGCGAGCGUUCCCCGUCUCCAACCUUCCGUCUGCCCUUCUUCACCAAAACCUCCCCGCCCUCCUCGCCCUCGUCCCAUCACAGCAGCGCCCUGUCCGGCUACACCUACGCUGCCCGCGGGCUGGCCAUCAGCGAAGACGAGGAGGACGAUGAAGAUUAGAGUGCCACAGCGCACCACGCAUCCGUCUUCCAAUACUGGCAAUCCAACCUCAGAAACGAAGCAAUCCUUACACGACCCAUGGGUUUCGCUCUCUGUAUUACUAACACACACAAAGGGUUCAAAUGGAGCGAUGUCUAGA
Molecule: messenger RNA, 1114 nt
Organism: Sinocyclocheilus grahami
Lineage: Eukaryota; Metazoa; Chordata; Actinopteri; Cypriniformes; Cyprinidae
Gene: pcyt1aa
Product: phosphate cytidylyltransferase 1A, choline a
Exons: 6
Biological process (GO): CDP-choline pathway
Cellular component (GO): endoplasmic reticulum
Molecular function (GO): choline-phosphate cytidylyltransferase activity; phosphatidylcholine binding
Source: RefSeq, a predicted model, not a curated record